Molecule: messenger RNA, 807 nt
Organism: Fusarium falciforme
Lineage: Eukaryota; Fungi; Ascomycota; Sordariomycetes; Hypocreales; Nectriaceae
Product: HpcH-HpaI domain-containing protein
Exons: 5
Coding region: 1-807 (268 amino acids)
Cellular component (GO): cytoplasm
Molecular function (GO): aldehyde-lyase activity
Source: RefSeq, a predicted model, not a curated record
AUGCAGGCUGCAAACCGACUUUGGACUGCCCUGAGCAAGGGGCAACAGUCCUUCGGAGCAUGGCAAAUGAUACGAGGAGCUAAUGUUUCUCGAAUACUUGCGAGGACUGGAGUUGACUGGGUUCUUGUUGAUUGCGAGCAUGGAGAUAUUGACGACGGGGCGAUGCAUGAGGCAGUGCCAGCCAUCGCCGACGCAGGCGUGUCUCCUAUUGUCAGACCGCCAGGCAUGGAAGGAUGGAUGAUUAAGAGAGCCUUGGACAGUGGAGCUCACGGCGUCCUCAUCCCUCUCAUAGAAACCGUUGAAGAGGUCAAGAGAGUCGUAAAGGCCGCCAAGUUCCCACCCCAGGGUCGACGAGGCUUCGGAUCUCCCUACGCUCAGCAGCGGUUCAACCCAUCUCCAAACUUUAUCGAAUAUCUCCAUCAAGCCAACGAUGCCACGUUAGUUAUUGUUCAGAUCGAGACCAAGGAGGCAUUAGAGGCUGUCGACGAGAUUGCAGCUGUAGAUGGUGUCGACGUCCUUUUCAUUGGCCCAUUCGACCUCGGAAACAACAUCGGUCAUCCUAUUGUUAGCAGCGAGAUGGCACCCCAAUUGAAAGAUGCAAUUGCAAAGGUCCUCGCGGCUAGUCACAAGCACGGCAAAAAGUGUGGCAUCUAUACGUCGGGAGGUCAGCAGGCCAACGUUUUUGCGCAGCAAGGCUUCGACAUGAUCAGUGUCGCAACAGACCACACCUCUCUGGAUGAUGUUGUGAGAGGACAUUUGAGUGUUGCCAGUGCUACAGCUAAACCCGACAAGGGGGUUUCAUACUGA